CAACCUUGUCACUCUGCCCGUUUUAUUUCCCGGGAACAAUGUCCAAACUCCAAACCAAAGUCCAAAACCUGGAGCCGCGCUUUUCUCAUUCGUUUCGUUCAGGGACUCAGCUACCAAAGUGAACGUUCAAAAUGCGGACCAGAAACCAGUUGAAGCGACCGCAAGCUUCCGGAAAUGAGGAUGCAAUGAAAGCUAAACAUGAAUCAGAAAGCACAAGCUGUACAGCAUCAGAACAUGAUAGUGGCUCUCUUACCAAUAAAUCAAGGGAAGCUGUGGACAGGCUUUUGAAACGUACUAAUUUUCGUGGCUCACCAGGGACAAAUAAACAUGACAGCAAACUUCUUUGUCAUGAAUUUGAUGGCACGCCGGAUGUUGGUUCGAAGGGAAAUAACAAACAAAACGUUAAAAGGAAUCUCAGGUAUGAUGUACUUUUAGAUGGAAUUACUACUACUGAUACAAAGGGAAAAACUCCGGUGGAAGAGAAAGUUGAGGAGCAAAAUCCGCAUUCUGCUUCCCCUGACAAGGAAGAAGGAUCAGAUGAUUCUGAUUGGGAAGAUGGUUUGAUACCCAUCCCAGAUUCUAGAGAACAUACUCUUGCAACGGAGGUGACUGUUGAAUUUAGUGAAUCACCAUCUUCUGUUAAAAAGAGGUCUAUUCGAAGAGCUUCAGCCGAGGACAAGGAAUUGGCUGAGCUUGUGCAUAAAGUUCAUUUGCUCUGUUUAAUAGCACGGGGAAGAUUAGUUGACAGUGCUUGCAAUGAUCCUCUUAUUCAGGCUUCCUUACUUUCACUUUUGCCAACACACUUACUGAAUAUAGCGGAAGCUCCGAAACUGACUGCAAAUGUGUUGACCCCUCUUGUCAAUUGGUUCCAUCAAAAUUUUCAUCUUAGAGGCUCAUCUGACCCAGAGAGAUCAUUCAAGUCAAGCCUGGCCUAUGCUCUUGAAAGUCAUGAAGGGUCUGUAGAAGAGGUCACUGCAUUGUCUGUGGCACUGUUCAGAGCUCUUAAUCUAACAACUCGGUUUGUGUCCAUCCUGGAUGUGGCUUCUCUCAAACCAGAUAUGGACAUGUCUGAAUGUCCAAACAAUGGCACAACUAGAGGGGAGACAGGGAUUUUUAACUCUUCCACACUGAUGGUGGCCAGGCCAAAUCAAGUUUCUGCUUUUCCCAUUCUUAUGUCUUCAAAUAAAACAAGCUAUCAAGAAACUGCCCAUAAAUCUUCUCCUGGAGUUGUGGGUCAAACGAGUGAAAAUAACUUGACAUGCAAGAGCACUCAAUCAAAAGAUCAAUUGGCUGAGGGUUUGAUAGAUUCAUUAGCUUGCAAAGCAAUCAAUGCUGGUGUAGAAGCAUGUCCAACCAAGAAAUCUGAAGGACCAAAGAGAAAAAGGGAUCUAGAGUUCGAAAUGCACUUGGAAAUGGCUCUUUCUGCCACUGCUGUAGCUGUUCGUGCGGGUAAUUCAGGCUCAAAUUUGAAAGACGUGUGUGGUAGUUCAUCAUAUUUUUCUUCUCCAAUGAAAAGAAAGAAAAUAAUUGAAAGUGAAGUAUCUCCAGUUUCCUCUCAGGCAAUUUCUACUGCAGUUGGAUCAAGAAAAGUAGGGGCUCCAAUGUAUUGGGCAGAAGUCUAUUGUAGUGGAGAAAACUUGACAGGAAAGUGGGUGCAUGUUGAUGCUACCAAUGCUAUUAUUGAUGGUGAGCAGAAUGUAGAAGCUGCAGCUGUGGCCUGCAGAAAGUCUCUAAGAUAUGUAGUGGCUUUUGCUGGCCAUGGGGCUAAAGAUGUGACUCGCAGGUAUUGUAUGAAGUGGUACAAGAUAGAAUCACAGAGAGUUAAUCCAAAUUGGUGGGAUGCAGUGUUGGCACCGUUGAAGCAUUUGGAAUCUGGUGCUACCGGAGGUUUGGUCCAUUUGGAUGCAAACCCAGAGAGUGCUUCAAAAGGUCUCUCUACAUCUCAAAAAUAUCUUCCUGACCAUGUCAACUUGGGUCAUAAGUUUAGCAAAGAAACAUCUAAACUACGCUGCAUGGAUAGCAAUGCAGAAUCUUUAGGACGAAGCUCCAGGGUUGCUACCAGAAACUCUCUUGAGGAUAUAGAACUGGAAACUAGGGCAUUAACUGAGCCCCUUCCAACAAAUCAACAGGCCUACAAAAAUCACUCCCUUUAUGCUAUUGAAAAAUGCCUUACCAAGUAUCAGAUACUACAUCCAAGGGGUCCUAUUCUUGGUUAUUGUUCUGGUCAUCCAGUGUACCCGCGCAUGUGUGUUCAAAUGCUACAGACUAAACAAAGAUGGUUACGGGAAGGGUUACAAGUCAAAGCAAAUGAAAGUCCUGCAAAGGUGGUGAAACGUUCUCUGAAGCUUGGCAAACUUCAAGAGUCUGAAUCUGGUAUUUACGAUGAAGAUGGUGGUGAACGAACUAUUGAACUUUAUGGGAAGUGGCAGAUGGAACCAGUACGUCUUCCUUGUGCUGUAAAUGGGAUUGUACCAAAGAAUGAACGUGGUCAAGUGGAUGUGUGGUCUGAGAAGUGCCUUCCGCCUGGAACUGUGCACCUGAGACUACCCAGAAUAGUUCCUGUUGUGAAGAGGCUGGAAAUUGAUUUUGCCCCCGCAAUGGUUGGGUUUGAAUUCCGAAAUGGUCGCUCUGUUCCUGUUUUUGAAGGAAUCGUGGUUUGCACCGAGUUCAAAGAUGCAAUAUUAGAUGUAUAUGAAGAAGAGGAGGAGAUAAGAAGGGCUGAAGAGAAGAAACGGAAUGAAGUGCAAGCUAUUUCUAGGUGGUAUCAGCUUCUUUCGUCAAUUCUAACACGGCAAAGGCUGAACAACACUUAUGGGGAAGGUUCGACUUCACAGGCCCCCAGAGACAUCCACUCAAGGGAUGACUUAUGUGGAGCCCAGACUACUAAUAGCCAGGAAGACUUGCAAUCUGUUGGAUGUCAACCAGGAUAUCUACAAGAUGCCAAGAUGGAUGCUCUAUUAUCAGUUCGUAAUGAGGACCAUGAACAUGUAUUUCCAAUAGAGGAUCAGAGUUUUGAUGAUGAGAGCUCAGUGCGGACAAAGCGAUGUCCCUGUGGAUUCUCGGUCCAAGUGGAGGAGUUGUAGCAUAUCAAUGAAAGUUAAUUCUCUCCUGAUCAAACAUGACAAUUUGCAGGAUAUGGUUUUGAUAUUGAGUUUCCAUUUCUGGUUGAUUUACCAAACCAGAAAUAGGCUUUUUUAUGGUUCCAUAAA
Molecule: messenger RNA, 3209 nt
Organism: Telopea speciosissima
Lineage: Eukaryota; Viridiplantae; Streptophyta; Magnoliopsida; Proteales; Proteaceae
Product: DNA repair protein RAD4
Exons: 14
Coding region: 132-3083 (983 amino acids)
Biological process (GO): mismatch repair; nucleotide-excision repair
Cellular component (GO): nucleus; nucleotide-excision repair factor 2 complex; XPC complex
Molecular function (GO): damaged DNA binding; single-stranded DNA binding
Source: RefSeq, a predicted model, not a curated record